AUGCUGCGGCCCUGCUCUCUCGCCCGGGUCCUAGGAGCAAGCACACGAACAAUCCCUCCACUUAGGCCCUUCUCUCUAUCCGCCUAUUCCCUUGGCUCCAAACCCCUCCCUGCCCGGUUAAAGAUCGAAGAUGCCGAUCUGACCGUAUCAUACCUCAAAGGUUCCGGCCCCGGAGGCCAGAAAAUUAAUAAAACCAACUCCGCCGUUCAGCUGAUCCAUAAACCUACCGGUAUUGUGGUCAAGUCGCAGGCGACUCGUUCGCGCUCCCAGAAUGAGAAGAUUGCGCGCUCACUCCUCGCCGAUAGGGUUGAGCAGCUGCAAAGUGGGGAUCAGAGUCGAAUUUCUCUCAAAGCGGAGCAGGCGCGGAAAAAGAAAGCUAGUAAGGUAAAGAAGAGCCGCAGAAAAUAUCGCGAGUUGGAAGACCAGCAGGAUCCGCAGGGGGCAGUCGAAGAUGGUGCUGGGGAACACCAUCAAGAAAAAUCGGCUGGGAAAGAGGCGCCUUCCCAUUCCUCGUGA
Aspergillus melleus is the source of this 516-nucleotide messenger RNA. Its product is annotated as peptide chain release factor family protein. The record is from RefSeq and is a predicted model, not a curated record. Bases 1 to 516 code for a protein of 171 amino acids. Gene Ontology annotation, biological process: translational termination. The transcript has 2 exons. Gene Ontology annotation, molecular function: translation release factor activity. NCBI's taxonomy places the organism in Eukaryota, Fungi, Ascomycota, Eurotiomycetes, Eurotiales, Aspergillaceae. Gene Ontology annotation, cellular component: mitochondrion.